GGCUCCGCUGCGGGCGGCUCGGCUCGGCUCGGCACCGCUCGGCACCGCUCGGCUGCGGGCGGCUCCCGCUGCUGCAGCCGCUGCGGGGCCAGUCGUGCUCGGAGUACCUGCGACACAACUGGGCUAUUCUUUAACUGUGCGAGAAGUAUUCCCUUCACGCAAGCUCCCUGCUGGCUUUCUGCAUCCGUAAUUUCUCGGAGCCGUUCUUUCCCUCCUUCUUCUUUUUCCCUUUCUCCCCCUUUUUUUCCUUCUUCUAUUUUUUUUUCUUUUCCCGCUCGUUGUUCGCCCCCCUCCCAAUGUGUGCUGCCUCAAUAGCCCUCAUUAUGCUGUGCUCAGUGGCCCGGUGUGUUCCCCGCCUCUGCUAGGCAGUGGCAGCAUGGAUGGUGCUCUUGUGACGACCUCUACUGAUGCUAUCAGUCCACUGCGGAUAGGCAUGCUGAGUAAUCCUGCUGUAAAUGGGCGAGGACACGGACACACGGAAAAUUAACCACAGCUUUCUGCGAGACCACAACUAUGUGACUGAAGGACAGGUAUAGCAAGGGCAGCAGCAAUGCAAGCUUCCCCACACUGUCCUGCCAAUGCUCCUCAGCCCAGUUCUGAAGAAGUCACUUCUGGAGAUAUCACUUGCUGGCUGCAGAGUGGGUGGAUUCAUCUUCCUUCUGGAGCCUGAGCAAAUCACUCGAGGAAGAUCUUGCUUUCUGCUGCAUCCCAAAGACCAUAUGGAAGGGGAGAGCAUCUGUGAGGUUGAUUCUGGAGAUGGACUGGGAGCUGAUAUUAUUUCUACAGUUGAGUUCAACCACACUGGAGAACUGCUGGCUACUGGUGACAAGGGGGGCCGAGUGGUUAUAUUCCAAAGGGAGCCUGAGAGUAAAAAUGAGCCUUACAAUCAGGGGGAGUACAAUGUUUACAGCACUUUCCAGAGCCAUGAACCUGAAUUUGAUUAUUUGAAGAGUUUGGAGAUAGAAGAAAAAAUAAACAAGAUCAAGUGGUUACCACAGCAAAAUGCAGCUCAUUCACUUCUAUCAACAAAUGAUAAAACAAUCAAAUUGUGGAAAAUUACUGAAAGAGAUAAGAGACCGGAGGGGUACAACUUAAAAGAUGAAGAAGGAAAGCUUAAAGAUCUUUCUACAGUAACAUCACUGCAGGUGCCUGUAUUGAAACCCAUGGAUUUGAUGGUAGAAGUCACUCCCAGGAGAAUCUUUGCUAAUGGUCACACCUAUCAUGUCAACUCAAUAUCUGUCAACAGUGACUGUGAGACGUACAUGUCAGCGGAUGAUCUCAGGAUUAACCUCUGGCAUUUAGCCAUCACAGACAGGAGCUUCAACAUUGUAGAUAUAAAGCCAGCCAAUAUGGAGGACCUGACAGAAGUGAUUACAGCCUCUGAGUUCCAUCCCCAUCACUGCAACCUCUUUGUCUACAGCAGCAGCAAAGGAUCCCUGAGACUCUGCGACAUGAGGGCAUCAGCCCUCUGUGACAAACAUUCCAAGCUUUAUGAAGAACCAGAAGACCCCAGUAACAGAUCAUUUUUUUCAGAAAUUAUCUCUUCAGUGUCAGAUGUCAAAUUCAGUCACAGUGGUAGAUACAUGCUUACAAGAGAUUACCUCACUGUCAAGGUUUGGGAUCUGAACAUGGAAACAAAGCCUGUAGAAACGUACCAGGUCCAUGAUUACCUUAGAAGCAAGUUGUGUUCCCUCUAUGAAAACGACUGCAUCUUUGACAAGUUUGAAUGUGCAUGGAAUGGAUCAGACAGUGUGAUAAUGACAGGUGCAUACAACAACUUCUUCCGAAUGUUUGACCGCAACACCAAGCGGGACGUGACCCUGGAGGCCUCCCGGGAGAGCAGCAAACCACGAGCCAUCCUCAAGCCCCGCAGAGUCUGCGUGGGAGGCAAGAGGAGGAAAGAUGACAUCAGUGUUGACAGUUUGGACUUUACUAAGAAGAUCUUGCACACAGCAUGGCACCCAACCGAGAACAUCAUUGCUAUAGCAGCGACAAACAAUCUGUACAUAUUUCAGGAUAAAGUGAACUCAGAAAUGCACUAGAUUUAUCAAUAUCCCUCUAUAUUUACAAACCAGCCUCUUGAGAGUUGUAGAAGGAUGUGAUCUUCACAAAAAUUUUGGCUUCUGUGGUGGGAUUUGUAGGUUGCAUCCUUUCAUCCCUCAGCCUGUAUCAUUAUUGGUGGCAAGCCAAUUCUUUUCCAUCACUGCAACUGUAUGAGUAAAAGGCACGAGUGCAAAUCCA
Melozone crissalis (California towhee) is the source of this 2241-nucleotide messenger RNA. RefSeq names its product protein phosphatase 2 regulatory subunit Bgamma (gene PPP2R2C). Gene Ontology annotation, cellular component: protein phosphatase type 2A complex; cytosol. The record is from RefSeq and is a predicted model, not a curated record. Gene Ontology annotation, biological process: peptidyl-serine dephosphorylation. Gene Ontology annotation, molecular function: protein phosphatase regulator activity; protein binding. The transcript is spliced from 11 exons. Bases 579 to 2042 code for a protein of 487 amino acids. Lineage: Eukaryota; Metazoa; Chordata; Aves; Passeriformes; Passerellidae.